AUGGAUAAAUAUAUUAUUGAUCAAAAUCUUGGCUUAGAUACACUUGCCGAACGAAUUAUUGUUCGACAAAAAGAAUCAAAUAAAACUUAUUUAUUGUCAAAAAUGGAAUUAAUGGAUAUGGCAACAACUGCUGUAGCAUAUCAAGAAUAUCUUCCUUUAUUGAACUUAUCAUAUGAAAAUGUUUCAUUAUAUUUUGAUAUAUUUACAUCCGUUGAACAUAAAAUUAGUGCAACAUUUAUUAAUCUUAUAUCUGAAUAUUUUCCAAUGGGAAAUCUUGAUAUAUAUUUACAAAAAUUACGAAAUAAAAAAAGUGUACUUAAUAAUCAAUUAGUUGAUAUGUGGUUUGCACAAAUUUUAGAUGGUUUAAUGUUUUUAUGGAAUCAAAAUAUUAUUCAUCGAAAUUUAAAACCAGAUUGUAUUUAUUUAUGUGGUGAAAAUAAUGAAGAAAAUUGUUCAGUAAUUAUUGGUGAUAUAAUUCCAUCAUCUGUUGCUUAUGAUCUUCGUAUGCGAACACGAUUACCUCGUCGUGCUCUUUCGUAUACAGCACCAGAAAUAUUGGAAUCAGGACAAUAUACAAUACAAUCGGAUAUAUAUUCAUUGGGUUGUAUACUUUUGGAUAUGAUUACUUGUGAUACAUUAACAGAUGAAGAAACAUUACAAUUACGUAUUUGUGCUCGACAUGAUGCUAGUACAUUAUCUGAAACUCUUGAAAAUUUACAAAAUGUACAUGAAACAAUAUCAACAUUGAUCGGUCAAAUGGUAGUUCCAAAUCCUGAAGAACGUCUCAAAGAAGAAGAUUUCCUACAUAAUGAAUAUAUUAUUGAAAAUAUGCAUAAUAUUGAUUCAAGUCAAAUGAAAUAUCCAUCUCAUAGUGAUAAACAACAAACUCGUAAUGAUUUAGGAAAUAAUGAAAAAUUUGAAUAUUAUCUUGAUUAUUUAAAACAACAUCGUAAUGCUGAAAGUCGUAUUGAAUAUGCAAUUCAAUUAUGUAAUCGAUCAAAAUCAGUUGAUUUAUCAUCAUUGGCAAUAUGUUUUCAAAAAGAUAUAAUACCUAUUGUUGAACAUUUUCUAUCAAAUUCAAAUAUAGUUCAAAAUACACUUGAACUUUUAGUUAAAAUAAUUCAUAAUGAUAUGAUAAUUACAUCACAAACUGUAACAUUUGUUAGAAAAAUGAUACCUUUAUAUGAAAAUAAUGAAGAUAUAAUUAAAAAAAUAGCUGAUAUACUUAUAGUUCUUGCAACACAAGAUGCAAAACUUUUGAAUAAUGCACGAAUAGCUUCACAUUUAGUUCAAAUAAUGACUAAACAUGAACAAAAUGCUGAUGUUAGUGCAAAAUGUUGUACACUUCUUUGGCUUAUGGCAAAAGAUUCAAUGACAAAUGAACUUCGUGGUCAUCAAGCAACAAUUCUUAGUAUUUUUCUAAAUAUUCUUCAAAAUCAUCCAGAUAAUAGUGACCUAUUUACAAAAGUAUGCUUUGCCUUUUUACCAUUUAUUUUUGAAAAAUCAACUGUUGAUUAUUUAGUACAAUUUAAUCUUGUACGUUAUUUUACAAUUGGUUUACAACAACAUAAUGAUAAUCGUGCUGCAAUUAAAGCUGCACUUACAGUUUUAUCUGAAUUAUUCAAACUUGAUGAACGCUGUGUAAUGCGUUUUCUUUGUAGUCGUUCAAAUGAUGGUACACUUCUAGAUUCAAUGGAAAUUUUAAAUAAAAUAUUUGAUCGAUUUAAAAAUCAUGUGGACAUUCCACGAGGAAUAUUAACAUUAUUAAAAUCAAUGUCACCUUAUGAUGAUGCUAUUGAUGAAAUGAUAUCAACAAAAAUUGAUGAAAAUUUACUAUAUGAAAUAAAACGUUUUCAUUCAGAAAAUGAUGAUAUUAUACAAACUUGUGAACAUAUUAUGACACGUAUUCGGCAGCGCAAAUCUAUUUCAUAA
This is a messenger RNA of Rotaria sp. Silwood1, 1932 nucleotides long. The record is from the annotation of a GenBank genome assembly. NCBI's taxonomy places the organism in Eukaryota, Metazoa, Rotifera, Eurotatoria, Philodinida, Philodinidae.